Molecule: messenger RNA, 2212 nt
Organism: Toxorhynchites rutilus septentrionalis
Lineage: Eukaryota; Metazoa; Arthropoda; Insecta; Diptera; Culicidae
Product: PR domain zinc finger protein 5-like
Exons: 2
Coding region: 85-2067 (660 amino acids)
Biological process (GO): regulation of transcription by RNA polymerase II
Cellular component (GO): nucleus
Molecular function (GO): RNA polymerase II transcription regulatory region sequence-specific DNA binding; zinc ion binding; DNA-binding transcription factor activity, RNA polymerase II-specific
Source: RefSeq, a predicted model, not a curated record
CGAUAAUAUUUACAUUGGCGAACGGUUGUGUUCAGCCAGUCAUUUUACGCAAAUUUUAAACAAAUCUUCCAACGUUCAUUGAAAAUGGACAGUUGCCGUUUGUGUUUAAAAGAAUUUCAGUUGCUACGGAAAAACUACAAUAUUCGAAUAAUGAAAAACAAGAUGGAACACGUCUUUACAUUCGAGAUUAAACAAAUGUAUGGCCUGCCAGAUGGCGUGUGCCCAAAAUGUGUGGAGAUAAUAUGCCAAUUUUAUGAAUAUUCCUGUGAGGUUCGCAAAAAUCAAUCAAAGCUGUACGAACAAACAACAGACGAAACAGCGGUAGCAAAGGAAACGGAUGUUGGAAAUAUGGAAUCGAACAAAAUGGAACAUUCAGAGCUUAUUAUUGAAGAAACCGUGGAAAACAACGAUACGAUUGAUUGCGAGAUACAAGAAAGCAUCAACAAAGAUACAAUCAGUCAGUACUUCAGUAUGGUGUGCGAUAUAUGCCAGCAGGACCAGAAUACGUAUCAAAAUUUGGAAAUUCACUUUCGAAAAUUUCACGGAAAACAGUGCUAUAUUGUGUGCUGCGAACAAAAGUUUAUCGGUGAAUAUCGAAUUUCGUGUCACCUGGAAAAACACGUUGCAAUCGGUAAGGGGAAGCAGCAGAAACAUGAAUCAUCAUGGAACCGAAGGAUGGCGGCUAAUUUCGGAUCAAUGUUAACAGAUUUUAAAAAUGUGCUGAAAGAUUAUGAUGGACCACUCCCAAAUAUUGAACUAGCACUGAAGGGAAACUGCAGGGAGCAGAAAAAUAUGUAUAAGGCACAGGAUUUCUUGAUACGGACUUUUUUCAGUUUGGAUUGCGAAUUGUGUGGGGCUAAAUUUGCUGACCAAAUUAAACGUCGCGAACACUUUCAUCAAAACCAUCCAGAUACUAAAUAUUUCGUCUCUUGCUGUGGACAGCGUUUCAGUCUUCGUAUAAGUAUGAUGCUUCACUUGAAUAAGCACUGGAAACACAUUGCCAAUGGAAGGACAGCUUCAGUUUGUAAACAAUUUAAGGCAGCCUAUUAUCCUCUGAUUAAAGAUUUCCGCGAGGAACUGAUAGAAGGUGGCUUCGAACUGCCCUCUGAAGUACCCAAGUGCAAAUCGACCGAACAAGUGCAGUUGCUAAGUGCUAUGCAGGAAUAUCUGAUAAGCAAGCAUAGUCCACUUAAUUGUGAUGCGUGUAUGGUUCAACUGAACAGCUACAAGGAAAGACGCGACCAUUUCCUCUCAUGUCAUCCAAAGGAGAGACUUUUCAUCGAGUGUUGCGAAACCAGAUUCUUUGAAAAACAUCGAGUAAUUCUACACUUGGUGCGGCAUAAAAAAUUGUUACCAACAAUAUUUCCUAGCAGUAACUAUCCUCGAGGUGCUAGAAACGAAAAUCCGGAACAGAAUGAUUCCAUUAUUGAGAAUUUCUACAACAUGAUAUGCGAAUUGUGUGAAUACACAGGCCCUUCAUAUCAGGAACUACGCACCCACUUUCGACAAUGUCACCCAGGAGAGGUAUUUUUCAUCAAAUGUUGUGACAGACCUUUGAAGAGUAAGCAUCGAAUUUUGCAACACAUCGCAACCCAUCAGAAGCUGAUCGGAUGCGAACAGUGCGAGGCAAAGUUUGCCACCGAGCGCAAUCUGAUGGACCAUUUAGCUCGGAAACAUGCCAGUGAGGAGGAGAAAACCUUCGUCUGUGCUGUCUGUGGACAAGCCUUUGCCUCCAAUCAAUUGCUCGUGACUCAUUCACACAAACAUGAGAUGGUGGCGUGUGAUUUGUGUGGUGCAGAACUGAGACGCAAUUCUCUUCGGGUUCACAAACUAAAUUUCCACAAGCUAGGAGAGGAGCUCGAAUGUGACCAAUGUGACAAAGUUUUCCAUUCUAGGACCAAACUUAAUGCACACAAACGGGCAGUACACUUGGGUCUAAAGAAGGUCUACGAAAGAAAGGCGAAAGACAGCAGCCAAUCCGCGGUGCAAAUUGAAGAAAUUUCGUCGGUGGAAACCAUCAAUGUUCCAAACACUCAAUAUACUACAAUAGAGUGGGAUCUAUUUUAGUUAUGCGAUGGCUAGGUUUUGAAAUUAUGUUCCCCUCAGUGCAUUGAAUAUAAUGUUCUGUUCAAUUGUUUCUCCCAUACAUAAUGCAAUUAAAUGUAUUUUGUAUCUGUUAUCCAUUAUUAUGAAAUACAAUAUUGGAAGAAUA